Molecule: messenger RNA, 819 nt
Organism: Adineta steineri
Lineage: Eukaryota; Metazoa; Rotifera; Eurotatoria; Adinetida; Adinetidae
Source: the annotation of a GenBank genome assembly
AUGGCAACAGUACAAACAAAAAAUAUUUAUUUUGCUCGACAUGGUGAACGUACUGAUUGGAUUGAUAGGACAUGGAUUGAAACAGCGAAAAGACAGUAUGAUUCUCCACUUUCAUCUUAUGGUCUUCAACAAGCACAUGAACUUGGAAUAUAUGUUACUGAAUUAAAACCACGUAUAACUCAUAUUUAUGCAUCACCAUUUUUACGUACUAUUCAAACAGCAUUACAAGUCGCUAAAGAGUUAAAUAAGAAUGUUCUAUCAAAUAAUGACUUGAUAAAAAUUCGAUUAGAACCAGGCUAUGGUGAGUUUCACGGUUCUGAUGCUAUGUGGAAUGAAAAUAAUAUCUUUCAACCAUUGGAUGAACACACUGAAAUUUUACAAUAUAUCGAAUAUUUUGAUCAAGAUUAUCAGAGUAUAUUUAAACCUGAUUAUUAUUUACAAGUAAAAGGAGAAACUCGUCAACAAUUACGUGAUCGUCUGAAACGAGUUUUACAAUGUACAUUAGAUGCUCAUACGGAUGAUUGUAAUAUUUUAAUUAUUACUCAUGCAGCAACAUUAGUCGAAGGUGUAAGAGCAUUGAUAACAAUUACUAAAGAACAUAAUCAAGGAAUUGAAAUUACAACAAUACAAGAACAAAACAAUACAUCAACAUGGGAUAUGUCUCCAAUUCGAGCAGGUGUUUGCAGUUUAACUCAUUGUGAAUUUAUAGAUAAAAAAUGGACUCUUUCAAAGACUGGACUCGCUUCAUAUUUAUCAAAAGGAGAACAACGUAUUUGGUAUUUUCCUGAAGAUAAAUCAUUAUAUGAAACAUCCGAAUAG